This is a messenger RNA of Ooceraea biroi (clonal raider ant), 2951 nucleotides long. Its product is annotated as ATPase family protein 2 homolog. Gene Ontology annotation, cellular component: cytoplasm. Gene Ontology annotation, molecular function: ATP hydrolysis activity; ATP binding. Lineage: Eukaryota; Metazoa; Arthropoda; Insecta; Hymenoptera; Formicidae. The record is from RefSeq and is a predicted model, not a curated record.
GCUGCUCCCGCGCACAUUUUCCUUGCUGCUGCCCUGGCGUGUUAGAAAGAGACAACAAUAGGUUCUCUCUUUUCCUCUACAUCUCCUUUGGUCACGCAUGCGCACUCCAUUUUCGCAUCACGAACAUCAAAGGUGCCGACAAGGAGUCGCGCUACUGUAUAUACUGUGACCUGGAUGGUGAGACACAGUGGAGCACCACUGUGCUAGCCCAAGAUGGCGGCGACAGUAUGGAUACAAUUCGCGCCUCUCUAUACAUCUCUCUAUAUAUUUUAGGAUUUUAAUCUAACCUAAUUCUAAUCGUUCAACUAUUUUUUAAUCGUGUGCAAUCACGUUUAUUGUGCACCUGUGUAAUACACUCAUGUCGUUAUUUAUUUAGUUAAAAAGGUAGAUAAAUAAAAGUUUUGAUACAUAUGAGUUAACCCUAUAUAUGUCAGCGAAUAACGUGGAGUAUUUCAUCACCGGUGUAUUAGGAUGUCUCCCAACUCGAGAAAGAGUUUAUCAUCAGGACAAUGCGACAAAUGUCAAUGCACGUUGAUGCAAAAAGAUUUUGCAUUGCACGAUGCAGAUUGUCCUCCAUGCACAGAAAAAUGGGACUAUUCUUUUGUCUUCAAUGAAAUUUUGUACAGCACAGUAGAAGUUUUUGAAUCACAAGAACUACCCAAGAACAUCUCUGAGCGGGAACUUGAUGAUAUUGUAUUCAUAUCGCAAUCAGCUUCGCAAUUGUGCAAUAUUGCAAUUGGAUCGCCCGUUGUCAUUGCGACUAAGGAACGACUGACUGUUAAACAAGCAUGGCCGUAUAAUGCUAACAGUUUAACAAGUGUUUCUUUAAUGAAGCAUGCUAUUGAACUAAACAACAUAGAGGGACAAGUAAGAGUACAAUCAUUGAAAUCUAAUGUCCGCAUUGCCAAAGAGAUCGUGCUCAGUCAACAAGGGAAACGUUUAACGUUCGACAUCGGUGUGGAGUUGGAUAAUAUUCUAAAGUGCGCGAGUGAGCACAAAGUGUUCAUCGUCGGCGAUCGAAUAAGCGUGCCAUGUUACGGCAAGGAGCUGAUAUAUAAAAUCGUUGAGAUAAAAGCAGACGAAAGCGAGAAGAAGCGAACUGGAACGGCGGACGUAAACGAUUUAGCGGAAGCUUUUGAGGAGGUGGCUCUUACGACUGAUCCUACAAACGUAACUUUUUACAAAGCGCUGUACGCGACAAAGUGGACAAUCUUGAGCACUGCGGACGAGACGGAAACGAAUGUUUCAAGGAAGUACAGGCUCGAUGAUGUAGGAGGAUACGAUGCUCUCGUAUCCGAUAUAAGAGAUGCAGUCGCGAUAGGUAUUGGCAGAUAUAAGAGCGUGGAGCAUUUUAAUGCAAGCAGAGGGAUACUGUUGUACGGUCCCGUUGGUGUCGGUAAAUCCCUGAUAGCCAACGCUGUAAUUUCCGAGCACAACGUUAACGCGUUUACCGUGUACAGUUCAGAUAUUUACAGCAAGUCUAUCGGCGAAACGGAAGACAGGCUCAAAGAGGUGUUCAGCAAGGCGAGCUCCAACAUGCCUAGCAUAAUAUUGUUGGAGGAUGUGGACAGCCUGUGUCCUAAGACGGGUGUUUCGAGCACGAAUCACGAAAGAAGGAUGAUCAGCCAGUUGAUAACUCUCUUCGAUGAUCUGCAAAGCAACGGCAAGGACGUACUAGUGAUGGCUACGACCGCGAAGUUAGACUUGGUGGACAGUUCUCUGAGAAGGCCCGGCAGAUUAGACAUGGAAUUCGAGAUUUAUAUACCGACUCCGCACGCGCGUAGGGAGAUACUGAUGAAGUUGCUUUCGAAGAUCCCCAAUACACUCUCGGACGAGAACGUGCAGGACGUCUCGUUCGUUACCCACGGCUUCGUCGGUGCAGAUUUAUAUGGUUUGUGUUCCAGAGCGAUAAUGAACGCGAUAAAGCGCCAGCAGAGAGAUAAAGUGGCGUCUAACGAUCAGCCAGUAGUGACAAUGAUCGAUUUCAAUUGCGCUCUCACUACAACGAAACCGUCCGCUAUGAAGGAAAUCUUGAUAGAGGUGCCAAAUGUAAAAUGGUCGGAUAUUGGUGGACAGAAAGAGUUGAAAUUGAAAUUACAGCAGGCCGUAGAGUGGCCACUGAGGCACCCAGAAGUGUUUGUGCGAAUGGGCAUUACGCCUCCCAGAGGAGUUCUGAUGUUCGGGCCGCCAGGAUGUUCAAAAACCAUGAUUGCGAAGGCUCUGGCCACCGAGAGCAAAGUGAACUUUAUAAAUAUCAAGGGCCCGGAAUUAUUUUCAAAAUGGGUUGGCGAGUCGGAAAAGGCCGUGAGAGAGGUGUUUCGAAAAGCGAGGCAGGUGGCACCGUCCAUCAUAUUUAUCGACGAGAUAGACGCCCUGGGUAGCGAGAGGCGUUCGUCUUCCGACAGCGGCGGUACCCACGUGCACGAACGGGUGCUGGCACAAUUGUUGAUCGAGCUCGAUGGCGUCACUCCUUUGGGAAACGUCACACUUGUGGCAGCUACCAACCGACCGGACAGAAUUGACAAAGCCCUUCUCCGACCUGGACGAUUGGAUCGUGUGAUAUAUGUUGGAUUACCGGACGAAGGAACAAGGCAGGAAAUAUUCAACAUAAAAUUGCGAAAUAUGCCAGUCGCGGAAGAUGUAAAUAUUACUGAUCUGGUUUGCCUGACGGAAGGUUACACCGGUGCGGAAAUUCAAGCAAUAUGCCAUGAAGCUGCUAUGAAAGCACUGGAAGAGAAUCUUAACGCUGUCACCGUUACCAAAGAGCAUUUUUCUGCUGCAUUCAAAACUGUCGCUCCUAGAACUCCCAUCUCCCUCAUCAAGAUUUAUGAGGAGUACAUGAAUAAAAAUUUAUAAUAAUUAUAAAGAUGAAUUUUUAUUUCGUCAGCAGAAUUAGAAAAGAAAAUGUGUACACUCUGUACAGAAUAAAGGAAGAAAUUAAAUUCUUGCAA